This is a messenger RNA of Molossus molossus (Pallas's mastiff bat), 1431 nucleotides long. It is a transcript of the gene IL34, whose product is annotated as interleukin 34. NCBI's taxonomy places the organism in Eukaryota, Metazoa, Chordata, Mammalia, Chiroptera, Molossidae. The transcript is spliced from 6 exons. The coding region runs from base 319 to 951 and encodes 210 amino acids. Gene Ontology annotation, biological process: positive regulation of cell population proliferation; positive regulation of macrophage differentiation; positive regulation of protein phosphorylation. Gene Ontology annotation, molecular function: cytokine activity; macrophage colony-stimulating factor receptor binding. The record is from RefSeq and is a predicted model, not a curated record.
CCUCAGACUCCGGGGGCCUGCUGGGGACUCUCCUCUCGGGGGGAAGACCCUGAGGCCGCUCUCUCAGGCCAGGUCUCGCUGCCAUGGAACCUGCAGCCUCGGCUCCCGGGCUGCCCUCCACACUGCUGGGCAGAUAAGGGUGGCGCUGCCCCAGGCGUACCUGUGUCCCCCUGCCAGGCCAUCCUUCCUGGCCAGCCCUUCUUCUACUUUGGGCCACCUGUGCUGACCCCCUGCCAUGUAGGCCCCACUCGGGCCUCUGUGGAUAGACACACCGCCGGGAACACCGCCUCUGCUCUCUGGGGGACCCCUCGCUCCACCAUGCCCCGGGGAUUCGCCUGGCUCCACUAUCUCGGGAUCCUCCUUGGCAUGGCCUUGGGGAGCCAGGGUUUGGCGGUGUGGCCCUUGGCCCAGCAUGAGGAGUGUGCCACCACUGGCUUUCUGCGGGACAAGCUGCAGUACAGGAACCGCCUUCAGUACAUGAAACACUACUUCCCCAUCAACUACAGGGUCAGCAUGCCUUAUGAGGGGGUGCUCAGAGCGGCCAACGUCACAAGGCUGCAGAGGGCCCGGGUAAGCCAGCAGGAGCUACGGUAUCUGUGGGUCUGGGUGAGUCUCAGCGCCACAGAGGCCGUGCAGAAGGUGCUGCUCGAGGGGCACCCGUCCUGGAAGUACCUGGAGGAUGUCCAUACUCUGCUGGUGGACAUCCAGCAAGUCUUCAGGGGUGUGAAGGUCAGCCCCAAGGUGGAAGCUGUGUUGUCCCUCCUGCACGCUCCUGGGCUGAGCCUGAAGCUGGUGCGGCCCAAAGCCCUGCUGGACAACUGCUUUCGGGUCAUGGAGCUGCUGUACUGCUCCUGCUGUAAACAAAGCUCCAUCUUAAACUGGCAGGACUGUGAGGUGCCAAGCCCUCAGCCCCACAGCCCAGAGCCCUCGUUGCAGUGUGCGGCUGCCUAGCUGUGCCUCUGCCCGGCGGCCCCCACCCCCUGCCCACUCCCUAGAAUCCAAGGCUGGACCCGGCUCAUUGAAGUUACUGAGAGCACAGAGGCCUCUGCCCCAAGCAGCCCGAGCGGUAGCUGGUGUGGGGCAGAUGGAGGAGCUCCCGGUUUGACUGGGUGGUGGUGGGAGCCCCCUUGGGAAAAGCUCCCCAGAAAGGGCGUUUUUCCUUUCAGGGGUAUUCUGUACCCAGAAAGGUUCAGCUUCCACCCUCUGUACCUCACAAGGUCUCACCUGGAGCGGUGGGGGCCUGGGGACCCUGAAGGUGAACGAGGCAGAGCUCACGGCCUCCUGGCACCACGCAGGCUGCCUCCGUUACCUGGUUACCUGAAGGGAACAGGGACCAGAGCUGUGCUGGCGGCAGGUGGGUUGGAGGGGACAGGACUCAGCAAGGUCGGGGAGAGGGCAGAGCCAAAUGCCAUAUCUUGCCACAGUGGGUGC